This is a messenger RNA of Pseudoliparis swirei, 5495 nucleotides long. It is a transcript of the gene abi3bpa, whose product is annotated as target of Nesh-SH3. The transcript has 23 exons. Gene Ontology annotation, molecular function: protein binding. The record is from RefSeq and is a predicted model, not a curated record. Lineage: Eukaryota; Metazoa; Chordata; Actinopteri; Perciformes; Liparidae. The coding region runs from base 360 to 4568 and encodes 1402 amino acids. Gene Ontology annotation, biological process: extracellular matrix organization; positive regulation of cell-substrate adhesion.
AGAAAACUUUCGCUCCUUUUCCAGAGAAAAAGAGUGUGAGAGGGGGUAAUGGGAGUGGGUGUGUCCAGCUCGGUCUCUUCCCUCCCUCCAUUGUAGACGUAUAGAUGGUGCAUGAGCAGCCUGGAGUCCAGUCCGGUGAGCUGCACUAGUCCUGAGAGCCGCCAGCUCCAGAGAAGUAGUCCGGCCACUCCAGUGACACCCAGCCUGACUCCUUCUCCACGUCUAAUCUCAACCUGUUGGCGAAGAUUCAUCCACUCGGCGAAGUGACGGCAUCUUUUUUUCUUUUCUUCUUCUUCUUGUUUCACUCUGAACUGGGCUCACUCAGAUCAAGGGCAGCUUGAGUCUCGGAGAAGAAGAAGAUGAUGAUGGGGAUGCAGCAACAGUCCCACGGCUUGCUGGUCCUUCUCCUCGUGGUCUUCGUCACAGGGAUAGUCUCUGGCCCUUCGACCCCCCGCAGGAGCAGAGUGAGACGUCAGAGCAUGAAGGUCCGCAUCAACGCCACGGGAGACACCAUCGUGAUGAAGUUUUUGCAUCCCGACGCCGACACCAAGCUCGAGGGUUACAUCCUGGGCUACGGCAGCAGCAUGUUCUCCAAACAGUUCAUCCAGCUGCCCGAGAACGGACAGCUGUACGAGACGGAGUUCGAUGCCGAGCCCAAGUACCUCAUCGCCGUCCAACCCAUCCCGUCCAACGAGGUGAAGAAGCAUUGCAGAGGUAAAGUGCAACUGAAGAAGCCGCUUCACCUGGUCAUUGGGUCCGUCACGCCCACCUCGGUGCUGCUGUCCUGGGGGACCCUGCUGAAGACCCCCUACGAAGGCAACGUCAUGAAUGACUGUCUGGAGGAUGGACACUACACGGUGCGUUACCGCGAGAGGAGCAGGAAGUGGAACUACCAAACCUGCCCAACGAGCGAUACGGUCAUCGACAACCUGAGGCCCAACGCGGUCUACGAGUUCGGUGUUCAGCCCAACUCUAAGGACGGCACGGGGGUGUGGAGCAAGCCGGUCAUUCACAACAUCAGCUCAGGGGGCAUAGAGGAGAAGACCGUCAGGAAAAUCUUUAAGCCUCCGGUUCACCCUGUGAAACCUUUAACGCCGAUUCAACAAUCCUUCCCGUUUUCUCCACGCCACGUUCUCCAUAACAGGACCCAGGGCAGGCUACCUAUUUCGCGGAAAAUAGCCCCAAAGACAACUCUUGCUCCCACCACAACCACUACACAGGAAUCUCUGUCGACCCCUGGACCCACACUGCCUGUGGCCAUCAAACAGCCAAUCGGAGGAGGAGACCUCUCCACAUCUGUGAUGCCUCCUUUCAUGGAGGUCACGUUAGCUUCCAAGUCCCAUCUUCCACUACACAUAACAGCCACCAUUACGUCUGUGCCAGUUACUCAGAAAAAUGUAAAGGAACAUGGAGGGCAUCUUCGUCAACCACAACAAAAGCCUCAACCAAAACCUAAACCUACACCUCUCCAUCGGACCCAACCACUACCUCAACUUACAUCAAAGCCCAUACCUCAAACCCAUCCACAAUCCCAAGCAACAUCCCAGACCAUACCCCAGACUCAACCCCAACCAAAAGCUCACCCAACAUACCAGGCCAUACCCCAGACUCAACCGCAACCGCAAGCAACAUCCCAGACCAUACUCCAGACUCAACCCCAACCAAAAGCUCACCCAACAUACCAGCCCAUACCCCAGACCCAACCGCAAGCAACAUCCAAGACCAUACUCCAGACUCAACCACUACCCAAACCCACAUCAAAGCCCAUACCCCAAACCCAACCACAACCCAAAGCAACAUAUCAGACCAUACUCCAGACUCAACCCCAACCGAAACCUCACCCAACAUACCAGCCCAUACCCCAGACCCAAACCAAUCCACAACCCCAAGCAACAUCCCAUACCAUACUCCAGACUCAACCCCAACCAAAAGCUCACCCAACAUACCAGCCCAUACCCCAGACCCAACCGCAAGCAACACCCAAGACCAUACUCCAGACUCAACCACAACCCAAACCCACAUCAAAGCCCAUACCCCAACCACAACCCAAAGCAACAUAUCAGACCAUACUCCAGAAUCAAUCCCAACCAAAACCUCACCCAGCAUACCAGCCCAUACCCCAGACCCAACCACAAGCCACAUCCCAAACCAUACUCCAGACCCAACUGCAACCCCAACACACAUCAAAGCCUCUAACCCAAACCCAUCCACAACCCCAAGCAACAUCCCAGACCAUACUCCACAGUCAACACCAAGCAACAUCUCAGCCCAUACUCCAGACCCAAUCUCAAACAAAACCUCACCCAACAUACCAGCCCAUACCCCAGAUCCAACUGCAAUCAAAGCCUCAACCCACGUCAAAGCCCAUACCCCAGACCCAACCACAAUUCCAACCAACAUCUCAGCCCAUACUCCAGACCCAACCUCAAUCUCAAUCUCGGCCAAAGACACAUUCCCAAUCACAGCCUCAAACCACAACCCAGCCGACACCUCUGGAACAUCCACAAAUACAUCAACCAACCCUUCUUCACAUAACUAAGACCAAACAAGAACUACCAAAGAUAAAAAUCCAGCCCCUAACUCAACCACAAUUUAGAACUACACCUCAGCCACAAACGCAACAAAAGACCAAGCCACAACUUCCAUUAAAAACCAACCUAGAGCCUCAACUAACCUCCAAGCAGCAGUCUAAGGACAAACCAGCAGCUAAACCAAAGAACAGUCUUUCUCAACCCAAGCACAAAAAAAAGCCUCAACAAAAGAGCAAACCCAAGGCUAAAACUCAUUCUCAAUCAAAGAGCCAACUUAAGUUCAAAACAAAGCUUCGACCAAAAAAGCAGCCAAAGCCUCUUGAAAAGCCCCCAAAAAAGGACCAACAAAAACCCAACCCAAAGAUUAAGCCGCGGCCCAAAACACAACCUCCAACAAAGAAAAAGGCUCAACCUGUAUCUCAUAAUCAACCCAUUCCCCAACCACAACCUUCACCAAAUGCCCAGACUCAAUCCCCACUUGAACCUCUACCCAGGCCACAACCUCAACCUGGGCUUCAAUCUCAGUCCAGGACCGACUCUGAUCCCACCAAGGUCACCCCAAGGCAGGCAGUUUCUCCGGCUCCUAGUUCACCAAGAGAGGGCAAACCUCUGCCAAGACCCGCCCUGGCUACAAAGAAGGCUGGUAGUUACAAUAAGGGUAAACACAAUGGUACUGGGGUCAUCAGGAAAUCCGUUGCUGAAGUUCCUCGUUCUCCCGUUAGCUCAUCAGUACUUCUAGCGGGACGAAACUCCACGCAGUCCCGCACCCGGGUUCCUCCUCCUUCCCCUCGUAAUAGUGGCAGACCAUUUCCUCCAUCCAAGACAUUCACAUCCUCUCACAGAUCCAGCACACCUGAGGCCGACGGGGCACAUCAUAAGGGGAACGCUCUACCUAAACCUGGGAUGUGGUCGAGAGGGAAACCGGUCCCGGCAGUCCUGCGUCCCCCUAUUCCUGCCCACAAGAGACCCAACCUCGUGGGGAAGCCCAGUGACCAUGACAAACCCAUGGACCUGAAAAAGGGGGACAAGGAGUCCAUCUUGAAGACAUUCCCUCUGGUUACAGUCAAGCCCAAGCAAGAGCGCAGACCGCAGCACACGACCACCUCGGCCCCGGCAGUAAACACCAGCCCUUUUGACAUCAAUGAAAACUCCUCCAUAUUCAGACCCUUGCCCACCUCAGACGUCGACAUCAUGGGCAAGAAGCGCUUCGUUGCUCCCCACGUGAUAUACAAGACGGAUAAGAAGCCAGACGAGCCGUGCUCCAUCACCUCCUCCCUCAGUUACUUCCCCGACGAGGAGGCGGGCGAUCAGAACGUGACGGCUCCGCCACGCAACCCUCCCUCCAACCUCACCGUGGUCACCGUGGAGGGAUGCCCGUCUUUCGUCAUUCUGGACUGGCAGAAGUCGGACAACGAAACCAGAGAGUAUGAAGUGGUGUCCACCACCAAAGGACCCAACGGAGAGGAGGUGUCGGUACUGACCACCAACCAGACUCACACGGCCGUGGAGAACCUCAAGCCCGAGAGCAGUUAUGAAUUCACCGUGACCCCCAGGAACGAGCUGGGAUUCGGGCCCUCCACCGACGCCGUGUCCUUCAGCACAGAAUCGGCCGACCCCCGAGUGAGCGAACACGUGACAGGCAAAACCGCCAUCUGGACCCAGUUCCCGUUCAAAUCCGACGACUUCUCUGAAUGCAACGGGAAGCAGUACGUGAAGCGGACCUGGUACCGGAAGUUCGUGGGAAUCCAGCUGUGCAACUCCCUGAGAUACAAGAUCUACCUGAGCGACUCCCUCAACGGGAGGUUCUACAACAUCGGGGAUCAGUCGGGCCAUGGGGAGGACCACUGCCAGUUCGUGGACUCCUUCCUGGACGGACGGACCGGCUCCCAGAUGUCUGCGGAGCAGCUGCCAAGCAGGCCAGGAUUUUACAGGGCGUUGAGACAAGAACCCGUCCACUUCGGAGAGAUCGGAGGGAACUCACAUGUCACGUACGUGGGCUGGUACGAGUGUGGCACACCCAUACCUGGAAAGUGGUAAGACCCCAACGGGGGUGUCCAGGAAGGAGGACUUUGUUGGUCGGGGAGGAAGAAGAUGGAGGGAGGUGGGGGCCUUUCUUUCUAGUUAUCAUGGACACCGUAGAUUAGGUUUGAACUCGGCCUUCUCGCCCAGGUACGAACCUGUACAGGACUAUCGUGUCAUGAAAAACAACUCUAUGGAGUGCAUUUGUAACGUUAGUCUUAUUCCUCUAUUUAUCAGAAGUGCGUUCAACCAAAGGAAUGCAGGAGUCUGAGUGAACCGCAAUGUUGAAUAUACAGUAAUUCCAGAGAAAAUGUUGGGAAGCUGGCUCCCAAAGUGUAAUAACUUGUAUAUUAUUUAUCAAAGGGGAUCGUUAUUGAAUAUUGUGUGUGCCCGGAAGCUUUUUGAGAUGAAGAAAGUAAAGUUCCCGAUACCUGCAUACACACAUUUUGUCAUGUGUAUUCAGAAAGGUGCCAAAAGUACAGACAUGCAUAAUUGACCUUCUGCUGGCCCUAAGGGAUUAUUAGCAGUUGCAGUUUGCAGAGUAUUAUACCUUUGUUCAUAUAUGUAUAUGGUGUGAAUGCAUUAUGUAUACCAGGGAUCAUAUAGUUUGAUAUAUUUCAGGUAUGAGAAAAAAACAGAUUUGCCAAAUUGUUGAUUUAUUGUAAAAAAAAAAAAAAAAAGUCAAUGGACGUCUUUUUUUGGAAAGAUUAGCAUUUUUUAUGCUCGUGCAGCCAAGAAAUUUAAAAUACAACCAAAAAAAGUAUAGCGUCAAUGUGGGAAAGACGCACUGUAAGAAAUGACUAUGUUUAUGUUUGUGUUCAAUUUACUAAAGUGUACAUAAAUUCAAUCAUCUGAGAGAAAUGUUCAGGUUUUUCCACAUCGGUCACGACUGCAGUUGUUUUUUUUCGAUGCUCCGUGUUUCCAGCAAUAAAUCUUGUUUUUGUA